CGGAUAUCGAUUUUGGUCCAGUGAGAUGCAGAUUAUUCGUAUUCUAUUGAUAGCAUUCCCAAUUUAUGUUUAAUGUUCAAUUUAAUAUUCGCAGAUAAACGUAUUUUUAUUGGGAGUGGUCAUUGCAUCUUAAUCCUAUAUAAAUUUGUAAAUAGUUUCGUUUAAAAUGCGAAUAUUGACGCUCGGUGUUCUUUUUAAUACUCUUCAUAUUAUAUAUAGUGUUGCUGGAUUGAAAAUUUUCGAAGCAAAUCCUGACACAAAAAGACUUUACGAUGACUUAUUAUCGAAUUAUAAUAGACUUAUACGACCUGUUAUGAACAAUACCGAAACUUUGACAGUUCAACUCGGUUUAAAAUUAUCACAAUUAAUUGAAAUGAAUUUAAAAAAUCAAGUGAUGACCACUAAUGUCUGGGUAGAACAGGUAAAAUUAAUGAUCGAAAUAAAUGUUUCAUUCAUUGUAAAUUUUAUAUAUUUACAGAGAUGGAAUGACUAUAAACUAAAAUGGAAUCCAGAAGAAUACGGUGGCGUGGAAAUGCUAUAUGUACCUUCCGAAAAUAUUUGGUUACCAGAUAUUGUCCUGUAUAAUAAUGCUGAUGGUAAUUAUGAAGUGACACUUAUGACAAAAGCUACAUUAAAAUAUACUGGUGAUGUAUCUUGGAAACCGCCUGCAAUUUAUAAAUCAUCUUGUGAAAUUAAUGUAGAAUAUUUCCCAUUCGACGAACAAUCGUGUAUUAUGAAAUUCGGUUCAUGGACUUACAAUGGCGCUCAGGUAGAUUUAAAACAUAUGAAACAAGAAGCUGGUAGCAAUUUAGUUGCAAAAGGAAUAGAUUUGAGCGAUUUCUACUUAUCAGUAGAAUGGGACAUUUUAGAAGUACCAGCAUCGAGAAAUGAAGAAUAUUAUCCAUGUUGCACAGAACCCUAUUCUGAUAUCACCUUUAAUAUUACAAUGCGAAGAAAAACAUUAUUCUAUACGGUUAAUUUAAUAAUUCCUUGCGUGGGUAUUACAUUCCUUACAGUACUUGUAUUUUAUCUACCAAGUGAUUCAGGUGAAAAAGUAUCAUUAUGUUCUUCCAUUCUUCUCUCACUGACAGUAUUUUUUUUAUUAUUAGCCGAAAUUAUUCCACCAACAUCUCUGGCUAUACCACUUUUAGGAAAAUAUUUACUAUUUACUAUGAUUUUAGUCACUUUGUCGAUAUGGAUUACUGUAUGUGUUUUAAAUGUCCAUUUUCGAUCUCCAUCUACACAUAAUAUGUCGCCAUGGGUUAGACAAGUAUUUUUAAAUUGGAUGCCGCGAAUUUUAAUGAUGCGUCGAACACCAUAUUCAACUCCAGAAUAUGAUGAUACAUAUAUGGAUAGCGGAUAUACUAAUGAAAUAGAUUUUAGUUUUCCUGAUAGCGUUAGUGAUUAUCCACUGGAAUUGAAAGGAAGUCCUGAUGGAUUUGAAAGUGUUACCUCUCAAUAUAAAAAUAUACGAGAAGAUGAUGCUCGACAUAUUCCACAUGCAUCAGUCACCGAUAGUGAAAAUACAGUCCCAAGAUAUUUAUCUCCGGAUGUUAUCUCAGCUCUUAAAGGUGUGCGUUUUAUUGCUCAACAUAUAAAAAAUGCAGACAAAGAUAAUGAAGUUAUAGAAGAUUGGAAAUUUGUAGCUAUGGUUUUAGAUAGACUUUUUCUUUGGGUUUUUACAUUGGCAUGUACUGCAGGAACACUUGGCAUAAUAUUUCAAGCACCAAGUUUAUAUGAUACAAGAGAACCUGUGGACCAACAACUUUCUGGAAUAUCACUUCGCAAUUAUAUGUAUCCAAAUGUAGAAAUUUCUUCAGAAGAAUAAAUUUUGAAAUUCAUAAUAUGUAUAAUACGCGUAAAAAAACUAUAUAUAAUAUAAAAAUAUUAAAUCAUUAAUAUUCUA
Molecule: messenger RNA, 1906 nt
Organism: Apis laboriosa (Himalayan honeybee)
Lineage: Eukaryota; Metazoa; Arthropoda; Insecta; Hymenoptera; Apidae
Gene: nAChRbeta2
Product: acetylcholine receptor subunit beta-like 2
Exons: 12
Coding region: 167-1828 (553 amino acids)
Biological process (GO): nervous system process; chemical synaptic transmission; signal transduction
Cellular component (GO): synapse; neuron projection; postsynaptic membrane
Molecular function (GO): acetylcholine-gated monoatomic cation-selective channel activity; transmembrane signaling receptor activity
Source: RefSeq, a predicted model, not a curated record